AUGGCGGGUCAUUCCCUUCUUGAUCGGUUACAUCCCCUCAUCGUUCAGAAUAAGGGAGCACGUCACGAGGCCGAGAUUUUCGAUGCAUUGAUCGAGCACCCUCGUGCCGUCCGUUCGUUCGAAUUUGCCCCGGUUGAUGGCGCUAUUGACUGCGGCACACAAAACUCGCCUCUGGGCGGCACAUACAGUGAGCGAUUCUGGGAGCUGGAUCAAUUGUACAACGAGCUUCACAACGAGCUUGACACCGCUAGUGGAGACGAAUGCAUGGCACUCACACUCUUUGACGCAAAAGGCAAAGAAUCUGGCAGCGCUCAAAAUCAGAUCUACGUUACUGCUCUUAAGCAACGGAAUCUGGUCCAGUUCUACAUCUGCAUGUGCGCAGCGAACCCCGGAUUUGUCGAACUCUACCCAAACUACUAUGCUGGAAGUCUGACUGCUGGGGACGAUCCAGGCCGUUAUGUCGCAGUCAACCUGUCACGCAAGUCUAUCGUUGGUCCCGAGUCCUAUCGAUUCCUCAGUCCCUGCAAUGCUCCCUAUCGCAUGCCCAUAGCCCUUCUCACCGAGGCCAUUUCCCGCAUUCGGGCAUGUGUUAUGGACCCGGAAAGUGUUUACGCAAACCCGUAUACGAACACUCGUUUUCCGCAGUGGCGACCAAGUACUGUUACUACCAACAAGUACUUGAUGCCCGAAGAGAGUACCCAGCACGCAACAGGAUUCAUCGGCCUCGUCGAUAUUUGGAGGGGCAUACGCGUAGCUAAGACUACUAGCCACAUCGACAUGGACUUUGACUUUGUCAACCUGCAACCAAGACUAGCAGACUUUAAAUUGCUUCUCCCAUCCUGCCCUCCUACGCCAACUCGCAGGCAGGUCUUUGUACAGUACAAGAUCGACGCAGUGCAAAGAGCACGCCACAACACGAAAAUUGCGAUAGGUCGGACUGGAAACAUCGGUACACAUUGGUACUUUACCGAUACCGAACGGUUUGACUUCCUGUGGUACGAGUUCCGCUACACUGAGUCGAGCACCAAAGUUCUGAGCAAGGAAUUCUACUUCAUUCCUGAAUGUGAGCUUUCUGAUACGCUGUAUACCUCGCUGGAAUUACACGUUACUCUCGAUAAAGACAGGUUUCGCCACUUUCACUCGAGCAUGGACGUGCAGGGCGACUGGGUAAGCUUCGUCCAGCAAAUAGUGCAGCGAUACCCAAGCCCACGCAGGUCUCAGAGGCCAUCGCGACCCCAAGUUCUAGAAGACUACAGCCAAACCCCCACACCAGAUCGGAAGGUCAAUAGCGUACGACCGCGUGACAGCAAAUGGUUUUCUCGUAAAUUCUUCCAUGGUGUCAUGACGCAAUGUGCGUUACGGAGAAAGGGUCUCCUGGUAGUGUUGUCCCCACAGUUUCCCAUGCCCAACUUCGCUUUCUGUCGCUACCAAUGGACGCAAGACGAUGCGGAGACAUACCUCAGAACCAAGAUACCGCCCCUGUCACUCAGCGACCUUGGCCCGUCUACGCCCGUUGUACUUACCUACGCCAUUACAAAAUAUAAAGCUGGGUCAUCUCGUGGCCCUAUCCUCACUCCGUUCGAGUUUAAACGGCUAGAUGCGUGGACUGAAUGUCAAGUCUUGUUCUUCGACAUGUUCGGAAGAGAUGGCAAGGACAUUCUUGGCCCACUUAUAGCGAUACCUUCCGACGACGUCAGCAUAUCAGAGGAACAUCGUCAGAAGUACAAGGUUGACCUCGGAAAGAGUACGAGAACGGAUUACUUGAGCCGGAGUCCUUUGCUUGCGCAGCAACUUCACACUCGGUACACUUUAGCAGACUACACCCUCUCCACUCUUGGUCCGAUGAUCUUUGAAGAGACAGCGCCUCAAUCUCAAUGGUCUGAUGUGUGGGAGCUUCUGGAUGCAUGUUCAGGUGUCGCGAGCUUUGCAUUUCCCCCUGGUGCGAUACGAGAGCCACACAAGUUUCGUGUGACUAUCCAAGACCUACAUCAGCGCCUGGCCGACUACCACGCUAGCGUAGAAGGCCGGCAACUUUUGGCGGCACACCCGAUCGAUGGCUCGCAAGUUGGAGACGAGGAGGAUGAGGUGUAA
This is a messenger RNA of Alternaria ventricosa, 2091 nucleotides long. RefSeq lists its product as uncharacterized. The transcript is spliced from 2 exons. The coding region runs from base 1 to 2091 and encodes 696 amino acids. The record is from RefSeq and is a predicted model, not a curated record. Lineage: Eukaryota; Fungi; Ascomycota; Dothideomycetes; Pleosporales; Pleosporaceae.